Messenger RNA from Aspergillus nomiae NRRL 13137, 2286 nucleotides. RefSeq lists its product as uncharacterized. NCBI's taxonomy places the organism in Eukaryota, Fungi, Ascomycota, Eurotiomycetes, Eurotiales, Aspergillaceae. The record is from RefSeq and is a predicted model, not a curated record. Gene Ontology annotation, molecular function: oxidoreductase activity. Gene Ontology annotation, biological process: carotenoid biosynthetic process. Bases 1 to 2286 code for a protein of 761 amino acids. The transcript is spliced from 5 exons.
AUGAUAUAUCUCAUUCCGAUUUGGUUCCAGGCCAUCAAAUCAGCAUCACCUACGCAGUCUGGGGUUAUGUCCAUCGCCCUACUCCUAUCAAUGGUGGUCUUCCUGAUGAUUUGUGGGGUUGUCAUUACUUUCUGCGGCAGAUAUACCCAGUUUUUCUAUGUAUCUUGCAUUCUAUCCAGCGUUGGCGCUGGCCUGCUCUCUACACUUACUACGACAUCGGGUCCUCCCGAAUGGAUAGGAUAUCAAGUUGUCUACGGCCUGGGUAUUGGCGCAGGUUUUCAGCUCCCUAUUAUUGCGGCCCAGGUGGUCUUGCCUCUCGCUGAUGUGCCUAUCGGUACUUCUCUGAUGGUAUUUUUCCUCUCUCUGGGAGGCGCGAUGUUUACCUCAGUAAGCCAAAAUGUCUUUAUCAACGAGCUCGUUCAAGGUGUCGAACAGGUAACUCAUCACGUUCCAACGUCAUCCAUCGUGAAAAGUGGCGCUACAGAGCUACUCUCCACCAUUCCUCCAGAUAUCGCUGAGCUUGUACGACCAGUGUACAAUACAGCCCUCACAAGAGCAUGGUACGUUGCUACAGCACUCUCAGCAUUAUCCAUUCUAGGAGCUUUGGGUUCUGGCGCUGGAGGAGUGGCUGUGGCUGCUCGCUUAGCCAAGAAUGGUGUCCGUGUAACUGUUUUAGAAAAGAACAGUUAUACAGGCGGUCGGUGUUCCAUUGUUGAAGAUGAAGAUUAUAGAUUUGAUCAAGGACCAUCGCUUCUUCUUAUGCCGGAGUUCUUUGCUGAGAUCUUUCAAGAUCUAGAAACCACAAUGGAAAGAGAAGGAGUCCAGCUUUUAAGAUGUGACCCCAACUACCGAAUAUGGUUUCCAGACCGUCAAAGCAUAGAUAUAUCCUCCAACAUGAAUCAAAUGAACCAGGAAAUACAAAGGUUUGAGGGUAAGCAAGGCUUCAGUGCCUUCUUAAACUUUUUAAAUGAGGCUGGUGAGCAUUAUAACCUAUCCUGUACUCAUGUCCUAGGCCGAAAUUUCACUAGCCUCUGUAGUAUGCUUCGGCCCGGAUUACUCUUCUCGCUUUGGCGGCUGCAUCCUUUUGAGAGCAUGUAUAGCCGUAUAAGCCGGUACUUCCGCUCAGAGAAGCUCAGACAAGCCUUCACAUUUGCAAGCAUGUAUGUUGGAAUGAGCCCAUUUGACGCUCCUGGGACAUUCUCCCUGCUGCAGUACACGGAGCUUGCACAUGGAAUCUGGUAUCCAGUUGGUGGUCUACAUGCAGUCCUAGACGCCCUGGUAAAAAUUGGAAAACGACUUGGGGUGGAGUACAGACUCAAUUGCCCUGUGACAUCCGUCAAACUCUCAGAUGAUGGUCAUAUGGCAACAGGCGUGUGCCUUGCGUCGGGUGAGACUCUGGACGCAGACCUGGUUAUUGUAAAUGCAGACCUUACAUAUGCCUACAAUAACCUUCUGCCAGGAAGCACAUAUGGUACUAGUCUGCAAAAACGGGAUACCUCCUGCAGCUGCAUUUCAUUCUUCUGGUCAUUCAGCACUACCAUCCCUGAGCUCCAAUCCCACAAUGUGUUCCUCGCUCAGGAGUACCGAGAAAGCUUUGAUAGAAUUUUCAAGGAAAAUAAAGUCCCUCUAGAGCCCUCCUUUUAUGUCCAUGUCCCAAGUCGUCUCGACAAGACGGCUGCCCCAGAAGGCAAAGAUGCAGUCGUGGUUCUCGUACCGGUUGGACAUCUUCCACAGGGCACAAAUAAUGAGGAAACAGAUGAACGCAAUAUGAGAAUGGUAGACUACUUGGAAAAGACAGUCUCAAAACUGAGAGAACAAGUCCUUGACAUUAUAGAGGAGAGGACCGGUGCUUCCAAUCUACGGAAGAAGCUUCUUAGCGAGAAGGUGGACACGCCGUUGAGCUGGGAAAGCAAGUACAACCUCGAUCGUGGCUCUAUCCUAGGACUUUCGCAUUCAUUCUUCAAUGUCCUCAGCUUCCGGCCCAAAACACGCCAUAGUUCAAUUGAGCGGCUGUUCUUCGUCGGCGCAAGCACACAUCCCGGCACGGGGGUUCCAAUAUGUCUAGCCAGCAGCAAGAUCGUGGCUGAACAGGCCCUACGUUCGAUAGAUGCUAAACGGAAGAGGGAUGUUGAAAAGCGUCCAGUUCACGUCCUCCUUUUCGGAUUUACCUUGGCUAUAUCUGUUACUCUCGCUCUGGCACCCGUUUCGGACUACUGUCAGUUUGUUGCAGAUAGCGUACAGCUACAUUUCAAAAGCGCGGAAUAUGUACUCACUCCUGCUGAUUAA